AUGGCCAGCGAUGCGAGCGGUUUUUUCAGCCGCGCGAAACAGUACACCGAGGAGACUUUUCUGAAAGCCGAGCGCACCGAGUUGGAUCCACACUUCGAGGCGCUUCUCUUGAGAGCCGACAAAACCGAGGAGCACACGAGGAAAUUGUUGAGUUGUAUCGAGAGCUAUCUACAACCAAAUCCAACCGUUCGUAUGGAAGAGGUCUUCUACGAGAAACUCGAUCUGAAAAAGGACAAUGGACGCAUGAAUAAUCUCGAGCAUUUGGCACAAACGAUGAUUGAGGCGGGGGAAGAAUUUGGACCGUCGACACCAUACGGCACCGCGCUGCUAAAAGUUGCACAAACUGAGCAGAAGAUCGGCCAAACCGAGAAAGAAUUCGUCGCCCAAUCCGCCAGCCACACCCUGCUACCAAUUCGACGAUUUCUCGAAGGAGACAUGCGGACGAUCCAGGUUUGUGAAAAGCUGGAGCCCAAC
Messenger RNA from Mesorhabditis belari, 474 nucleotides. Lineage: Eukaryota; Metazoa; Nematoda; Chromadorea; Rhabditida; Rhabditidae. The record is from the annotation of a GenBank genome assembly.